AUGGGCCUUCUUACGUUGCUCCUCACACUUUUCCGGAGCCGGUGGAUCUUCAUUCAGGAGGCUACAGCGGUGCGACUGGAACACUCAGUGGUAUCUAGUGCACUGCCAACAAUCUGGGACCACAACACAAGCAGUGAAGCGUCCGUCGAAUUGCUGGUUGGCCUGGAGGCCCAGCGCGAGCCGAUCCUGCGCACCUCGCUGGUGCUUGAGCCAUGA
Molecule: messenger RNA, 216 nt
Organism: Penicillium soppii
Lineage: Eukaryota; Fungi; Ascomycota; Eurotiomycetes; Eurotiales; Aspergillaceae
Exons: 2
Coding region: 1-216 (71 amino acids)
Source: RefSeq, a predicted model, not a curated record